ACCAAAAGUUGAAGUGAAAGUGUGAAACCCGCCCCUUCUUCUUCCAUAUAAUUUCGUCUCUCACGCAGACCCCGUUUCGCCUUUUCUGUGUAUAAAUACAACCUCAACUGCAAUCUGUGCAUCUUCUCAGCAAACCCAGAAAAGCAGAGACACGUUCAGCAUUUCGAUUCCAUUCUCGUUCGUUUUCUACUUUUUCUUGUGAUAUUUCCGAGAAAGUGAGAGACAGAGUGAGAUAGUGAAGCGAGUGAACAACGUUGGGGUCUGUCUCUAGACAUUGCUGUAUGUCAGUAGAGUAUUACAGUGACAAUUACUACGGUGGAUACGGUGAGCUCGCCAACCCUUUACAAUGGCCACAACUCAGGAAAAAACGACGCCUUGUUGUGUUCACAACGAUACCGCCAAGUCUUUACCACCUCAAGCUCCUCCUGCUCUGCUUCGAAAGCCCUCGGACGAUUGGGCCGUCGCGGCGCCCGACCCAUCAGUGGAUCCGAGCCGCAAGAGGUCGGCCGUGGCAACCAUGAUCCAUUCCUUUGAGACCGUCACUGACUCCCCCACGACAAACGCUGCUUCCACCAAAGGAAUUCCAAUCAUGGUGAGGGCUCAAACCAGUCACCCUUUGGACCCUUUAUCUACUGCCGAAAUAUCUGUGGCAGUGGCAACUGUUAGGGCAGCUGGAGAAACGCCUGAGGUUAGGGAUGGCAUGCGCUUUUUUGAAGUAGCUUUGGUGGAACCAGAUAAAAAUGUUGUUGCCUUGGCAGAUGCAUAUUUCUUUCCUCCUUUCCAGCCAUCAUUACUUCCCAAAACAAAAGGUGGGCCUGUAAUUCCUAGUAAGCUUCCCCCAAGGCGAGCCAGGCUAGUUGUGUAUAACAAAAAGUCGAACGAGACAAGCAUAUGGAUUGUUCAACUGUCUGAAGUCCAUGCAGCAACUCGAGGUGGUCAUCAUAGGGGAAAAGUUAUUUGGUCCAAAGUUGUUCCGGAUGUUCAGCCUCCCAUGGAUGCUGUUGAAUAUGCUGAAUGUGAAGCUGUUGUGAAGGAUUUUCCAUUAUUUAGGGAGGCGAUGAAGAGAAGGGGUAUUGAGGAUAUGGAUCUUGUAAUGGUUGAUACAUGGUGUGCUGGAUAUCACAGUGAUGCUGAUGCUCCUAGUCGCAGGCUUGCUAAACCGCUUAUCUUCUGUAGAACUGAGAGUGACUGUCCCAUGGAAAAUGGUUAUGCUCGGCCGGUUGAAGGAAUCCAUGUACUUGUUGAUAUGCAAAACAUGGUGGUUAUUGAGUUUGAAGACCGUAAACUUGUUCCCUUGCCACCUGCUGACCCAUUGAGAAACUACACUCCUGGAGAAACACGAGGAGGUGUUGAUCGGAGUGAUGUUAAACCUUUACAAAUCAUUCAGCCUGAGGGUCCAAGUUUUCGUGUUAAUGGGCACUUUGUUCAAUGGCAGAAGUGGAAUUUUCGUAUUGGUUUCACUCCCAGGGAGGGUUUGGUAAUUUACUCUGUUGCAUAUAUUGAUGGUAGUAGAGGUCGACGACCUGUGGCCCACAGGUUAAGUUUUGUUGAGAUGGUGGUUCCUUAUGGAGAUCCGAAUGAACCACAUUACAGGAAGAAUGCAUUUGAUGCUGGGGAAGAUGGGCUUGGAAAAAAUGCGCAUUCACUUAAGAAGGGUUGUGAUUGUUUAGGGUAUAUCAAGUACUUUGAUGCACACCUUACAAAUUUCAAUGGUGGUGUUGAAACAAUUGAGAACUGUGUUUGCUUGCACGAAGAGGAUCAUGGGAUUUUGUGGAAACAUCAAGAUUGGAGAUCAGGUUUGGCUGAAGUUCGGCGGUCUAGAAGGCUGACUGUUUCUUUUAUAUGUACCGUGGCUAACUAUGAGUAUGGAUUCUUCUGGCAUUUUUAUCAAGAUGGAAAGAUUGAAGCUGAGGUUAAACUCACAGGAGUUCUUAGCUUAGGAGCACUGCAACCAGGGGAAACUCGAAAAUAUGGUACCACUAUUGCUCCUGGCUUAUAUGCUCCCGUCCAUCAACACUUUUUUGUAGCUCGUAUGGACAUGGCAGUGGAUUGCAAGCCUGGUGAAGGGUUUAAUCAGGUUGUUGAGGUGAAUGUUAAAAUCCAAGAGCCAGGAAAAAAUAACGUUCAUAAUAAUGCGUUCUAUGCUGAAGAAGAAUUGCUGAGAUCUGAACUACAAGCAAUGCGAGAUUGUAAUACUUUAUCUGCUCGCCACUGGAUUGUCAGGAACACAAGAAAUGUUAACCGGACUGGACAGCUGACAGGGUACAAACUUGUACCUGGUUCGAACUGUUUACCAUUAGCUGGCUCUGAGGCAAAAUUUCUUAGGAGAGCCGCAUUCCUGAAGCAUAAUCUUUGGGUGACUCCUUAUGCACGUGAGGAAAUGUAUCCUGGAGGAGAGUUUCCCAAUCAAAAUCCACGUGUUGGGGAAGGACUGGCUACUUGGGUUAAGCAAAAUCGAUCACUGGAAGAAGCUGAUAUAGUUCUUUGGUAUGUAUUUGGAAUCACACACAUUCCUCGGUUGGAAGACUGGCCUGUUAUGCCAGUGGAACGCAUUGGUUUUAUGCUUAUGCCGCAUGGGUUCUUUAACUGCUCGCCAGCAGUGGAUGUCCCUCCGAGUGCUGGUGAUGUGGAAGUCAAGGACAAUGGGAUAGCAGUAAAGCCUAUCCAGAAUGGACUGAUAGCUAAGCUUUGAAAGGAAUGUUCAAGCAGGAUUUUGGUGCUGUUAUCUAUUAAAAAUAAGGUUAAUUUGCUUUCUAAUAAUGUGUAUUUGGACCCUGUUUUUCAAAUAAUAUAGGUCACAUGGAGGCAUGUCUGGCCUUUGUUAUGGAUGGUAUCCAUAGUGAUGACAUUUUUAAGGGACGUGUUGUAUUUUACUCACUCAAAAACAAGGGGCAAUACUUCGAAAUAAUCUGAUCUCUAGGUGUUUGUGUGUA
Juglans microcarpa x Juglans regia is the source of this 2933-nucleotide messenger RNA. RefSeq names its product copper methylamine oxidase-like. Gene Ontology annotation, molecular function: quinone binding; primary methylamine oxidase activity; copper ion binding. The record is from RefSeq and is a predicted model, not a curated record. The coding region runs from base 347 to 2692 and encodes 781 amino acids. Lineage: Eukaryota; Viridiplantae; Streptophyta; Magnoliopsida; Fagales; Juglandaceae. The transcript has 12 exons. Gene Ontology annotation, biological process: amine metabolic process.